CUGCUCGAGUCGCCCGUGUGCGCCCAUUCACCGUCGAGAGAAGCCGAAUCGCGUGGGUGUGAGCGAGCGAGCGAAGAGAGGACAAGGCCCGGUACCACAAGCGAUCGACCAGGACACCACCCCUACGUCACCACCCCAAAGUAUGGCAGCCGCAACCCAAACCGCUCGAACCUCGUCCCCGUCCUCCAAGAUGUCCUCUCCCAAGGACAGCAAAACUAUUCUUCCUACCGUUACCAAGACUGAAGCUGAGCCAGUAAAGGCCGAGUCUUCUCCCAAGGUACAGCCUGCGAUCACGGAAGCGGCCACCAACGCAGACGCUGCCAAACCCGCAACCACCAAUGCCCAGCCGUUGGCGCCUCCACCAAAGCCUGCGCCCUCGACCACUGGCGAGACCCCCGACUACUUCAACACCGUCCACAACCCCUUCUCCCUCGAGCCAAACGUCUUCGAGCAGUCCUUUGGCGGCGAGUCUGGCAACCUACAGACGCCCGGAGGCCGACCUAUUCUUCCGCCCGUUGCGAACAUUACGUCACCAAACCCCCUACCGGGCAUCACACCGGGGUGGCAAGGCUUACGCGCAGGACCCUUGAGCCCUGCUAUGCUGAGCGGGCCGACUGGACAGACAGAUUAUUUUAGCGAGUCAUUCCGAGGCUUCCCAACCCCGAACGAAUCCUCUCUCCGCACCGGUCUAACUCCUGGCGGCGGUGGUUCCAUGUUCCCAGCUCCUAGCCCGAACACCCAAGCCAUCUUCAACCUCCAAAGUGCUGGCGUGACACCUGGUACUGCCGACUUCCAGCAGUCUGCUCUGCGCGCCGCUGCUCAACACCAAGCUAACAAUAACAAAGCCACCUCCAACGCGCCCACGUCGCAGCCCGAAGGCGCCACCGCAGGAAUGGACCGCCCUAACAACAACUACCAGCAGGCGCAGCAGCCACAACAGCGCGCCCAGAACGACCCAUAUCCGAACCAUGACGUCAGCAGUGCCGCUAACGACCUACUAUCCUUUGCCAGCCAAAACGGCGCUGCACGCAACAACCAGCCACCUUACUCGAUGGCUCCCCAACAGCAAUCGAUGAACGCCGGGCACAUGCCCGUCCAACCCGUCAACGCCAACCAUGGCCGCCGUGACACCAAGGGUUCCAUCAACAGCGUUCAAUCUGCAGAGACCGGUGACUUCUCAGAGAGCGGCCAGAGUGAGCAAAACAAGACUGGUACACGGUCACGUGCGAAGAAGGGCGCCGCUAAUGGCAAACAAGCUGCCGGAAAUAAGCGCAAAGCUGAGGACGGCCCCAAGAACUCAAGAAAGAAGAGCAACGCCAACCAGCCUAUGGGCGACGACAUGGACGACGGCGACUCCGAUGAUGAGAACAACAUCAAAGAGGAAGAGUACGACAGCAAGGGCCGCAAGAUGACCGACGAAGAGAAGCGCAAGAAUUUCCUUGAGCGUAACAGGGUCGCUGCUCUCAAGUGCCGACAGCGCAAGAAGCAAUGGCUGGCCAACCUCCAGGCUAAGGUCGAACUGUUCAGUACAGAGAACGACGCACUGUCUGCUACUGUCACUCAGCUUCGUGAAGAGAUUGUCAACCUCAAGACUCUUCUUCUAGCCCACAAGGACUGCCCAGUGUCGCAGGCCCAGGGCCUCCAUGGAGCCGCCAUGAACAACUUCCUCGGCAGCGAUAUCAGCCAUCAGAACCCAUAUGGCAUCGCUCAGAUGCAACCCAACGGCGUCCACAUGAUGCCGAUGCAGCAAGGCCAGAUGAUGAACCGGUUCGUAUACCAACCCCAAAGGAAUUCCAGCCCCGACGAUCAAGAGAACGGGCGGUAUCCUUCCAAGUACUGAGACAGUCGCUCACUUGUGUCAGGUAACUGGGAGUAAACAAGCUGCCUGAACAUGUUACACGUGUACACCGCCAUUGUCAUGACUCCGCAUCAUGGCAAUGACGCAAAGCGUGGGUCAUCAGCAGCCGCGACGAUCACGAUGCUCUACCCGUACGACCUUGUAAUCUACCAAUCCUUCUCCUUGCUCCUUCUCCUUGACGCAUUGUCGUCGCUCUCACAACGCAUGGACGGCGCUUGGCGUUACGUCAUUAU
Alternaria rosae is the source of this 2091-nucleotide messenger RNA. RefSeq names its product Aft1 HRA domain-containing protein. Bases 143 to 1840 code for a protein of 565 amino acids. The record is from RefSeq and is a predicted model, not a curated record. Gene Ontology annotation, biological process: regulation of transcription by RNA polymerase II. Gene Ontology annotation, molecular function: RNA polymerase II cis-regulatory region sequence-specific DNA binding; DNA-binding transcription factor activity, RNA polymerase II-specific. The transcript is spliced from 4 exons. Lineage: Eukaryota; Fungi; Ascomycota; Dothideomycetes; Pleosporales; Pleosporaceae.